UGAUGGACUUGUCUGUGGCAGCAUUAAUAAUGACCCAAUAAUGACAAAUACUACCUCUUUACCUUGUCAGGGCAAUUGUGAUAAAACUAAAAAAACUGUUUCCACUACUACUCCUGAAUUAUCCGAACUCCAAACUUAUUUCCAACAACAAGGCAUUAAUUCUUUGUCGGCCUCGGAAUUAGAUACUAAUACUGGUUCUCCUGACAAAAAUAAUUACUGA
Messenger RNA from Racocetra persica, 220 nucleotides. The record is from the annotation of a GenBank genome assembly. NCBI's taxonomy places the organism in Eukaryota, Fungi, Glomeromycota, Glomeromycetes, Diversisporales, Gigasporaceae.